Molecule: messenger RNA, 1796 nt
Organism: Colias croceus (clouded yellow)
Lineage: Eukaryota; Metazoa; Arthropoda; Insecta; Lepidoptera; Pieridae
Gene: Trm1
Product: probable tRNA (guanine(26)-N(2))-dimethyltransferase
Exons: 10
Coding region: 103-1785 (560 amino acids)
Biological process (GO): tRNA N2-guanine methylation
Cellular component (GO): nucleus
Molecular function (GO): RNA binding
Source: RefSeq, a predicted model, not a curated record
CUUCCCAAUUCCCUUGGGUUGCAAAUGUAAACAACCUAAAAUUAUCAUAUAAUUUUAAUUUCCUAAAUAAAAAUUUCAUAUUUUUUAAUUUAAAAUAAUUUUAUGAGACAAUAUAUACGAGUUCUUUCUGUAGUUAGUAGGAAUAUCAUGAAAAUGGAAUCAUCGACUUCAGGAGUUAAAAAAAGUAUAAUAGAGGGUCAAGCGGAAAUUCGCGUAUCUUCCGAAAAAGUAUUUUAUAACCCAGUUCAAGAAUUCAAUAGAGAUCUUAGUAUUGCUGUUUUGAGUGUAUUUAUCAAUGAUUAUAAGAAUGAAAAGAUCGCAAAAAUUAAUAAAAAGUUAGAUGCAAAGUCACAGGAAGGUGUACAAGAUGAAAAGAUUGAAGAGAUUCCCAUAACAAUUUUAGAAGCUUUAUCAGCCACUGGCUUGAGAAGUAUUAGAUAUGCAAAAGAAGUGCCAAAUGUAACUAAAAUUGUUGCAAAUGACUUAUCUGAACAAGCAGUGGAAACGAUUAAAGAUAAUGUUGUAUAUAAUGGUGUUGACAAUUUGAUUGAAACUAGCCAUGAUGAUGCUUGCAUGCUCAUGUACAAACACAAAUCACCAGCAAAAAGAUUUGCAGCCAUCGACCUAGAUCCCUAUGGAUGUCCCUCCAUAUUCCUCGACUCGGCUGUACAGAGUGUACAAGAUGGCGGCCUCUUGCUUGUCACAGCAACUGACAUGGCGGUUUUGGCGGGAAACUCGCCAGAAACUUGCUACGUCAAAUAUGGUGCUGUUAGUCUUAAAACUAAAUGCUGUCAUGAAAUGGCACUAAGAAUAUUACUCCAAAGUAUAGAACAUCACGCAAAUAGAUACAGCAGGUACAUAGAACCGAUGCUCAGCAUAUCGGCUGAUUUCUACAUACGCGUGUUUGUGAGGGUGCAUUCGGGCGCUAUACAUUGUAAAAAAACAACCAGUAAGCUAUCAAUGGUGUACCAAUGCGUGGGUUGUGACAAUCUAACGUUACAACCGUUGGGCGCGUUCAAACCGAACCCGACGGAAAAGAACCCGGAACAAAUGAAGAGCUGCCUGCCCACUGUGCCGCCGGUUUCGGAGUUCUGUGUACACUGUAAUCAGAGGCAUCACCUAGGUGGUCCUAUAUGGUCAGCGCCGAUCCACAACGCGGAAUUCGUUUCCCGCGUAUUGCAUCACGUAGAGGACAAUAGCCACAGAUUCGGCACGUCCAAACGGAUAAGCGGUGUGUUAUCUGUGGUCCUAGAGGAGUUGCCAGAUGUGCCGUUAUAUUAUAUAUUGGAUAAACUGUUUGGUAGAGUUCAUUUGGAAACUAUGCCGAUGUUGAAAUUGCGAUCAGCAAUCCUGAACGCUGGCUAUCAAGUAUCCUUCUCACACGCGUCAAAGUUAUCAAUCAAAACGACUGCGCCUGCGCAGUUCCUAUGGGAUAUAAUACGGACAUGGGAGAAAACGCAUCCCAUCAAACGGGCCAAGCUUGAAGCAGACCUUAUAACGAAGUUCAUACUAAGCCAAGAGAUCAAAAGCACAGUGGAUCUAACAGAACGACCGGAUUCGAACCCAGUGAGUAGAAGAAACGGGGCCCUGAGGUUCCAGUUCAACCCGGCACCGUAUUGGGGCCCCGGGUCCAGGGCCUCUAUUAAUGUGGGUGAAGGCAAAAUGUCAAAGGCGGUUCGGAACCAGAAUAAAAAGGGUAAAAAGCAAGAAAAGCGGGAACAUUCACCGCGCAGUGAUGACGAAGGCCGCAAGAAACAGCAUGUUGACGAUAUUCCUGUACAAUAAAAUGUUUUGUU